ACUGUAGGUGGCAGCAGAGAAAUGCCUUAUUUCCUGCCAAGACGCGCAGUCACAACAAGAGGAGGAAGAGGAAAAACGACAACUCUGGAUCUGGAUCGUCGUCGAUUACCUUGCGUGACAACACAGGGAUCGUCCAGGCUUUGGGUUGCUCCUGUUUGACCGGCACCAUGUCCGAUUUGCUAAGAUACAUCGACUACGACCACAAAGCCACCUUCCUGAAGAUGCUGAACCAGCAGAGGAUGGAGGGCGAACACUGCGACGUGGUGGUGGUGGUGGAGAACAUUGAGUUCAGGGCUCACCGCUGCGUCCUCGCCGCCUGCAGCAACUACUUCAAGAAGCUCUUCAAAAAGCAGAGCGACGAAGACAACUCCAUCGUGGAACUGGACUUUAUCCGCUCCGACAUCUUCGAGGAGGUGCUCAACUACAUGUACACAGCCCGGCUGGCGGUGAGGAAGAAGGACAUCAACAUGAUGAUGUCGUCUGGGCAGAUCCUCGGCAUCAACUUCCUAGAUAACCUGUGCACUCAGAAGAGGGAGCUGACCAACAUGAAGACCAGGGAGAACCAGGCGCCGGAUGACCACAGCAUGAGGGCGCAGGACGCCAUCCUGAAGGAGCUCGCCAUGGAGGAGGUGAGGAAGAACAGUUUCUACGACCAGGGGAUGGACGCCAUAGGGCCUGGCGGCUCGCACGUGUCACAACCGCACAACUACAACACAAGCAUGGGCAAGGACCCUCACGCCCACAGCUGGGGCUCCUCCACGUCCAGCACUGACAUGAAGCUGGAAUACCUCCUCUACGGCCACCGCGACCACAACUCCUGCCAGAGCACCGGAACCAAGACCCUCGACCACAACGCCAAGAAGGAGCGUCUGCUCACCGCCAACCGCCCGUACGGCUGCGAGCACUGCCCCAAAGCCUUCACCACCGCCGCCCACCUCAAGGAGCACCUCAAGAUCCACUCUGGCUUCAAGCCGCAUCGCUGCCAGGUGUGCGGCAAGGCCUUCAUCCGGGGCCCUGACCUCAAGAGGCACGAGAGGGUCCACAGCAACGAGCGGCCCUUCGCCUGCCAGAUGUGUGAAAAGGCCUUCAAGCACAAGUCCCACCUUAAGGACCACGAGAGGCAGCACCGGGGCGAGCGGCCCUUCAACUGCGGUUCCUGCGACAAGGCCUUCAUCAAGGCGUCAGACCUGAAGCGCCACUGGAACACCAUGCACAGCGCCAACCCUCGCAGACAGAUGUCUCUGUCGCCCGCCGCCUCCCAGCACGGCCAGGGGGACGCCACGGACCAGAGGGACUGGAAACUGGAGACCGGGCCACACUCGCACAACUCUGGGGACUGCUGAGCCCUCCGACACACGCACACACACACACACACCGACACAUCUCAACUAAUCAGAAUAUCAUCCAGAAGUUAAUUUAUUUCUGUCAUAAAUCUGAAAAGUUUGUCCCCUUUUUUUUAUGAUUUAUUACACAAUUGAAACUUUCACAUUUUUAUUUGUUCAUUUGGGGGGAAAAAAGUCUUGCCUAAUAUGUGCUCUUAGAAAAUAACACAAAUUCAUGUUUUUAUUAAAAAAAUUUUUAAACAGAAAUGUGAUUUUAGAACCUGAACAAUCGGGGGAAACUGCUGCCAUCACGGUUCUACCUUCACAGUGGGCCAAACGAAGGAGGUCUUUGUAAAGGAGGCUGGUUGAAUCCAAACCUAUUCAAUGAAAGUUAAGUGGAAAGAAAAACUUCAGAAAAGAAAAACUUAGUUUAAUUCCCUGGAUUCUGCGUGGCGUUCAGGUCCGUUUUCUUGCAUCUAAGCACAAUAACAGCAGAGUCCUACAAGCAGCCUUUAGAAGCGAGGGGUUUGCCUCAUCCUGCUGGAAAAUAAAAACAUAGCAAACAUAAAGCUUGUCAGCAGAAGGAAGCUAAAAAGUGCUCUGGAAAUAAUUCAGUUACAUGAAAUACAGAAAUCAUCCAAGUAGAGGGGCGUGGCUUGAUUAAAAAAAUAAUAAUAAUAAAAUCCCCUGUACUGAAUAUGGCUGCAGAUGUACGUUACUAUCACACUUUUUCCUUCCUCUAAACUUUCCUACCUUUCCUUUUCAGAGGUUUACCCUCCUUAUCAAGGAUGUCAGCAGUCUUUUGUCCUUGUGAAGGUCAUACCAUUUCUGUUUUAAUAUGUUAAAUUCUUAUAAGGAUUAAUUUUUAGGUAAUUUCAUUAACUGUAAGCUAUUAUCAUUGAAAAUCACCCCCCCAAAAAGAAACCAUAAGCAUUUAAAUCAGUAGAAUCAAUCAGUUUAUGUUGUUUCUUUUUUAUUGUUUAAAUAAAUUAACUUUUUGAUAAUAUUCUAAUAAAUUGAGACCUGGACUGACCUGCUAACAUGCACACUUUAAUUCCCACCUAUACACACUGAUGGAGGCACGAGGACAGCGAUGGGAGUGCAGAGCAGGAGCAGAGCAGAGCAUGUUCAUAAAGACUGAGGCUGUAUUAUUAUGAUUAUUAUUAUAAUUCUAAAGAGUUAUGUCCUUCCCACCUGUAAAGUCAUGUAAAUGUUUAGUUCACUAUACUAUACAUAUAUUUUUCACAAAGCAUCAUCGCUAUCUAGAUAUCUGAGGGGUUCUCAUAACUUUAUUUUUCUUUAAUUUUUAACAAAGUAUACAUUUAAGUGUUCGUUUAAACUUGUAAGAUUUUUAUGGAGAUAAAAGAGUCAGUGGAGGGAGGGAGGCGGAGAAAAGAAGAUUUUUCUGCAUAACAUUUGUUGCAUUGAGUAUAUUCAUGUGGAUGUUUUUAAAUGGAUGUGUUUAGUUGUAUUGAUUGAUAUUACACUGUAAAAGUAAGACGCAGAUGAAACCAAAGUCUUGGGCUCCUGACGGAUCGUCAAACCCAAGCAAAACCGGCCAACUAGAUUUACUGUUAUACAGUAUGACUGUCAUCCGGGGCAGGGGGGGCUAUCAACAGAUAAUGAUAGGUGUCUGUAUAUACUGUAGCUUAGUUUGUUGCACAACUAGAGUUCACAAUAUUGAAAUCAUGCACAUAUAACAUUGUCCUACUACACUUUGAAAAUAAACACCAUUUGCUGUGUUUUAA
Messenger RNA from Cyprinodon tularosa, 3070 nucleotides. RefSeq names its product zinc finger and BTB domain-containing protein 14-like. Gene Ontology annotation, molecular function: protein binding; RNA polymerase II cis-regulatory region sequence-specific DNA binding; DNA-binding transcription factor activity, RNA polymerase II-specific. Gene Ontology annotation, biological process: regulation of transcription by RNA polymerase II. The coding region runs from base 168 to 1343 and encodes 391 amino acids. The transcript has 2 exons. Gene Ontology annotation, cellular component: nucleus. NCBI's taxonomy places the organism in Eukaryota, Metazoa, Chordata, Actinopteri, Cyprinodontiformes, Cyprinodontidae. The record is from RefSeq and is a predicted model, not a curated record.